Messenger RNA from Culex pipiens pallens (northern house mosquito), 713 nucleotides. Its product is annotated as guanine nucleotide-binding protein subunit beta-like protein. The record is from RefSeq and is a predicted model, not a curated record. The coding region runs from base 392 to 709 and encodes 105 amino acids. Gene Ontology annotation, molecular function: protein binding. Lineage: Eukaryota; Metazoa; Arthropoda; Insecta; Diptera; Culicidae. The transcript has a single exon.
UCCGUAUGGCAUUUGGAGCAACUCCAGUAAAUAAUGGUAAAUACGUGGUAAAUACGGAUGCACGUGAUGCGCGAGAAGCGGCAUGAGAAUUUAAUAGAAAUUUUUGAUCAGUGUGGGCUGUGACGUUUCUGAACGUCAUUGGCAUGAACUGUCACUUAAUUUUGUUUCGGUAUGCGUUUUUGAAAAAGAUCCGGAUGGAGCAAAAAGUAAUCCGGAAUUUAGCAAGGACUGGAGCCGGGAGCUGAGAAAUUCGGUGCUGUGUGCAAACGAACCCCCCAAGCAAGACUAAAGGCUAUACAUUUUUUUCCUUCGAAACAUGGAAUAGAAAGCCACGCAUCCCGCCGCAAACUUUUAACUUUGACACUUGCUCAAGUGAAGUAUUUAAUCAAGAAUGACCGAGAUCUUGACCGAGAUGCAGCCUUGCGGCCAGUUGGUUGGCCAUUCCGGCUGUCUCACUCAGAUCGCGAACGACUCCAAGUACACGGACAUUGUCCUGUCCUUUUCGAACGACAUGACCCAGAUCUUGUGGAAGCUAACCCGGGACGACGCCAACUACGACAUCCCGCAGAAGCGUCUGACUUUAGACGGCAACAACGCCAUGUCCGAUUCCAGGGACAAGACCUUCCGGCUGUGGGGGUUGGCCGCUGUCGGGUCGACCGCAGCUCCGGAAAAAAUGCUAAGGAGGCAAGGUUGUCAUAUUUAUUUGUAGGUUG